Molecule: messenger RNA, 1210 nt
Organism: Eurytemora carolleeae
Lineage: Eukaryota; Metazoa; Arthropoda; Copepoda; Calanoida; Temoridae
Product: signal peptide peptidase-like 2B
Exons: 13
Coding region: 77-1210 (377 amino acids)
Biological process (GO): membrane protein proteolysis
Cellular component (GO): lysosomal membrane; lumenal side of endoplasmic reticulum membrane; Golgi-associated vesicle membrane
Molecular function (GO): aspartic endopeptidase activity, intramembrane cleaving
Source: RefSeq, a predicted model, not a curated record
CGACCAAGCUAGUUUAACGCUUGAUUCACUUCUAAAAGAGAAAGUUAAACGGAUUCAAGAAUAUAAGGUUCUGGGAAUGUUCUCUGAAGGCAACUAUGGUCGAAAGUUUAACGCUUCCCUCUAUAAUAUAUCAGUUCCCUUCGGAUCCUUAGUCGAGAAAACUGCCAGGGAGAAGAUAUUAACAAUGCAGAAGAAUUAUCCAGAUGCUCAGUUUUAUAUGUUCAGUAAUGAUGUAAACUUUGAUCUAUCUACCCUGGUUAUAUUCCUGAUGGCUGUGAGCACUGUAACCAUUGGCUCCCUUUGGUCUGGAUAUGCCAAACAGAAUCUUAGAAUUAGGAAAGAGACCGGGUUAGAGGGUGUUAACUCCAGGAUGCGGGAUGAGGAGGGAAUAAAGUCCCAGGAUGGAGGUGGAGGGGAGGAGGAGGAGAUCUCAGUUCGUGUCUCCCCACUUCUCAUCAUGUUCUUUGUGUUCUGCAUGUGCUCCAUGCUGGUUCUUCUCUACUUCUUCUUCAACCAACUUGUUUAUGUGAUAAUGGCAAUGUUCUGUAUUGCCAGUAGUCUGGCAAUGUAUAGUUGCUUUGAACCUCUUGUUAUGGCAACUUAUGCUCUUCCCCUUCCAGUUCUCAGGUUACCCCGUAUAAACCUCUACAUCUGCAGAUUAGAUUUAGAGAUAAGACAGCUGUUGUUGUUGUUAAUAUCUCUGACAACAGCUAUUGUCUGGUUUAUAUUCCGAAAAACUGACUGGAGUUGGAUUCUACAGGAUUUCCUUGGUAUAAUGUUCUCUAUCAACAUGCUCAAGGUACUGCGUCUGCCUAGCUUGAAGAUCUGUACAUGCCUGCUCUCCGCUCUGUUCUUCUACGACAUCUUCUUCGUUUUCAUCACGCCUCUCUUCAUGAAGGACGGAAAGAGUGUCAUGGUCGAGGUUGCAACAGGGCAUUCUUCUGACGAACAGCUUCCCAUGGUUCUACGAGUUCCACAUCUUAAUCAUGAUCCCUGCUAUACCUAUACUUACAGUUUGCUUGGAUUCGGAGAUAUUCUUGUUCCUGGACUUCUUCUAGCAUUCUGCCACGGGUUUGAUCUGAUGAUUGGUACUCCGUGUAAGAUCUACUGGGUAUUGAGCUGCAUCUGCUACACACUGGGUCUAGUUGCUACAUUCAUCUCUCUAUUCCUCAUUCUGUUCCUUUCCCCAUCCAGAAACACCUACCCCUAA